CGCCUUCUUUCUUUCUCCCGUCUCAACUCUCGAUUCUUAUCAGCGCUAGUCAUCGUCAUCACUCAGUAGACUCGCGCUUGAGCUACCGGUUUCAAAACAGCAAGAUUCAACAAUUACAUUGUCCAUUAUAAAAUGGAUAGACUUUUUUCGGACCCAAGUCUGUUAGUAUGCCCAGAUUUCAUGAGCGCGCGGUAUCAGGCCACACGUACGGCUAUGAUCACGCCUAACGUUACCGAAGCUCAAGCAGCUGAGACGUUAUGCACCACUUGGGUACUAACCAAUGAAGAUUUGUGCCUUCAAUGGCAAGAACAGGUAGUCGAAGAUGAACGACUAAGUGCUGAACGCAAGUGCUUAGCUGAUGAAGAAGCCGAACAUGAGCAUCUGGCUCUUCAGCUAGAGGAAAACAUGGCACAGGUGGAUGAGAAGAAGAAGAAUCAGUCCAAACACUCUACAAUUACCUUGAGGCCCUAUAGUGGGAAGUAUGUUGAGCUUUACUACUGGAUGAAUCAAGGACUCAAUGAUGCAUUAAUCAACUAUUGCACUUGGGAUGAUGACAGUAUGGUUCCAUCCAUUGGGGAAGAUGGUUCUACAGUAUGGGUUAGCACAGCAACCUCAAAGCCUGCAACAGGAGUCAUAGUGGAUAGAGAUCUCUCGCCAGUAGACUUUGCCCAGGCUAUUCCGUGCAUAAUGGCAGCCAUUGAAGAAUGUGACUGGACUAAGCAGCGUGUCUUGAUGCUUGCUCAAUUCUGGGGAGCUAUCAUGCUCCAUUGUUACUGGAACUCCAAUGAUCUGUUAGCUAGAUGUGUGAUUCUUCUCUAUCAAGAAGAGCAGCGUUGUGCUUGGCAUAGUGCCAUCCUUUCAUCCAACGGUGCAUGGGACAUAUCCAUCAUAGAUGAACCCACUCUUGUAUGA
Suillus subaureus is the source of this 912-nucleotide messenger RNA. RefSeq lists its product as uncharacterized. The coding region runs from base 133 to 912 and encodes 259 amino acids. Lineage: Eukaryota; Fungi; Basidiomycota; Agaricomycetes; Boletales; Suillaceae. The record is from RefSeq and is a predicted model, not a curated record. The transcript has 2 exons.